CCGCUUUAAGGCUGGUGACCCGUAUGAACACCGUGCGGUGGCGAAGUGGCGACGUCACCCGGCAGUGAAGUCACGCGCAGCGGAAAUGGUGUGUGUGUGACGGGAUUAAGGAAGAAGAGUCUGUGCGGGAGAUGCGGGGAGCUGCUGUGUAUGUCAGAGCUGCGCUGAUCUCUCAGUUAUUAUAACUGUGACUCCGGGUUCAGUCAGGGUGGGUUUACCCGCGGUAUGGAGUCUCUCGGUCAGGAGGAGGCUAAAGGGCCCGUGCUGCACAUCGUGGUGGUGGGAUUUCAUCACAAGAGAGGCUGUCAGGUGGAAUUUUCAUAUCCACCCCUGAUUCCUGCUGAAGGCCAUGACAGUAAUAAUCUGCCAGAAAAAUGGAAAUACCUGCCCUUCCUCGCUCUGCCUGACGGAGCACACAAUUAUCAGGAAGACACCGUUUACUUCCAUUUACCGCCUUUGAGUGAAGAAAUGAAGUGUGUGUAUGGUGUCUCCUGCUAUAGACAGAUUGAAGCAAAGGCUCUGAAAGUGCGACAAGCUGAUGUUACGAGGGAGACGGUGCAGAAGAGUGUGUGUGUGCUUAGCAGAGUGCCACUGUAUGGUCUAAUUCAGGCUAAACUCCAGCUUAUCACACAUGCCUACUUUGAGGAGAAAGACUUUUCUCAGAUCUCCAUCCUCAAGGAACUGUAUGAUCACAUGAACGGUUCAUUAAGAGGUACCACGCUAGAGGGUUCUCAGGUGUAUCUAGGCUUAUCUCCACGGGAUUUAAUACUGCACUUUAAACACAAGAUUCUAAUUCUCUUCAAGUUGGUCCUGUUGGAGAAGAAGGUGCUGUUUUAUGUGUCUCCUGUCCAUCGAUUAGUGGGAACUCUAAUGACUGUCCUUUCUUUAUUCCCUGGUAUGAUUGACCAUGGCCUGGUGGACUCCUCUCACUACACCUGUAAGAGCAGCGUAUCAGAAACCUCAGACAGUCCUGACCCAGCCAAGGUCGUCCCCACCGCUGGAGAACAGCAGCGUAAAACUGACUGUAAAACUUCUAUUGCUGAUGCCACAGAGGACGAGUCUUGUGCUUUUGACCACUCAGAAACCCACGAAUCACAUGCCUCAGGCAGCCCUCUGAGCCACCCCCAGCCACACCCACCCUCCCACACAUCGCCAGAUUCCUCUGAGAGCGACUGGGAGACGCUGGACCCGAGUGUGUUGGAGCCCGGGGAGCGGACAGACGGGACAGUGAAGAGUCUGGACACAGAAUCCAGUGAGCCAAUCACAGUCCAGCCCAAAUCUGCUGCAGACCAGGGUCAGCUGAUCCAGGGGCUGGUGUCUGGUCUGGAGGAGGACCAGUACGGUCUACCACUUGCAAUUUUUACUAAGGGUUACUUGUGCCUACCCUACAUGGCCCUGCAGCAGCAUCAUCUGCUGUCGGAUGUGAAAGUGCGAGGUUUCAUUGCCGGGGCAACCAACAUCCUUUUUCGCCAACAGAGACACCUCAGUGAUGCUGUUGUAGAUGUGGAAGAGGCCCAUAUCCAUGUGGAUGAUCCAGAGCUACGCAGGAUAUUGGGUUUAUCCACAGCAGACCUGCGAUUCACAGACUUCCUGAUCAAACAUGUCACUGAAAACAGAGAGGACGUGUUUCUGGAUGGAACGGGCUGGGAAGGAGGAGACGAGUGGAUCAGAGCACAGUUUACUCUGUAUUUACACUCCCUCCUAGCAUCUACACUACAGCAAGAUAAUGAGAAGCUGUUGGCAGACUAUGGCUCUGCCUUCAUCUCUGCCUGGAAGAUCACACACAAUUACAGAGUAUGGUUCAGCAACAAGCACCCAGCCAUGGCUGAGAUUACUCCAGGUCAUCCAUUCCAGGGACAGUAUAGUGUGGCUGAUGUGAAGCUGCGCUUGUCACAUUCAGUGCAGAACAGUGAGCGGGGAAAAAAGCUUGGGAACGCUGUGAUGACCACCAGCCGCAGUGUGGUGCAGACUGGAAAAGCUGUAGGUCAGUCAGUGGGCGGAGUUUUCACCAACGCUAAAUCUGCCAUGUCCUCCUGGUUCUCCACACUGGCCCCGCCCCCAGUGACCAAUCCACCUUCAGACUCUACAGCAAACAAACAGUGACCUCUUCAUGCCUCAUUCACACUGUUCACCAGGAUUCAUCUUCACACUUAUGGUUCUGGAUGGUUUACUGUAUUUUUAUGAUCACAGCAUAAGUUUACUUUUACCUUUCUUCAUCUUUUAGGUCAGAGAAUCAAUGUUAGAAGCAGUUCUACUGUUCAGCUUCAAAGUAUUCAGUCUCGAAAUGAUUUAGAAUUUGUCCAGUACACUUCCUACUUCCUUUAGCCAUCUUUAAGCAUCAUCAUGUCUAACCAAAAUAAUUAAGUACUGAAGCUUGUUGCCUUUAGCAAUCCAGAAUUAUUUAAAUAUUCUACAGAGCUACAAAUCAUUAUCAGAAAUAUUAACAUCGUAUUUGACAUAAGAUGAGUGGAAAUAGUAACACUGUCACUGAGACAAAAGGGCAGUGUGGAUUAUGCUGAUUCUUUUGCUUGUGUUUUAAAUGAAGUACUUUUGACAGUCUCAGGUUUAGUCGCAUUGACUCAAAGAAAGAAGGGAUUUUACAUUUGUAGCCUAAAAAUGACAUCAAACUAUUAAAAACAACACACAUGGAACUGAGAACUCAGAGAUUUGCUCUCAUAUAACCAUUACCAAGGUUUUAGAAACUGUAUAGGCAGUUUCUUACACUCACAGCUUCUUACACUCACAGUCCAUUUCUGAGGCUAGGAUUUAAAAGCCCAAACAGCUCUGUAAAAAUUAAGAGACCACUUCAGUUUCUAAAUAAUUUUCUCUGAUUAUAGGUAUAUUUAUUUAUAGGUAUAUGUUUGAGUAAAAUGAACAUUGUUCUUUUAUUCUAUAAACUAUAUACAACAUUUCUCCCAAAUAAGUUCAGAAAUCAAUAUUUGGUGGAAUAACCCUGGUUCUUAAUCACAGUUUUCAUGCAUAUUGGCAUGUUCUCCUCCACCAGUCUUACACACUACUUUUGGAUAACUUUAUGCCACUCCUGGUGCAAAUAUGUAAGCAGUUCAGCUUGGUUUGAUGGCUUGUGAUCAUCCAUCUUCCUCUUGAUUAUAUUCCAGUUGGUCAAAUAAAAAAAAAACUCAUCAUUUUUAAGUGGUCUCAUUUUUUCAAGGGCUGUAUAUUCAAUGCCUUUCAAUGAAAAAACUCUUCUGUUUAGCUGAUGAGUUGACUCAAGUGUCUUUAAUGAUGUAAAACUCUAAAACCCUGCAGCACUGUGGCCUUGAGUCAACAGAGCUGGCCCAUUCCAACCUGCAGUUUUAAAAAAUAUAUGAAUAGUUAAGAAAGCAGAACAUAAAUGUAUGUGUGAAAUUGUUAUAUAAUAAACAGAGUAUAUACUAUAAUAUAAUGUAAAGUCUCACCAUAGACUAUUUAAGUGUUAAUUUGUUUGGUUGGUUGGUUUUGACCAUUUUCUGGGCUGGUUAUCCUGUUUGUUUUCCUCGGAACAUGUUUAAAACGUAUAAAAUGGAAUAUGGCUGCUGUGCUCUCAUGUAUAUGUAUCUAGUUUCUGUGUCAUUAGCUUGUGUUUAGAUGUCUCAAAACACACACACAGAUUGUGUUUGAACAAUCCUUGUGAACUCGUACAAGGCUUCCCUUCUAGGCUAAGUGAACCAGUACGUACCUAAUGGCCUUAUUUAAUAUGGCAUUUUAAAUUAAUUAAACCAUUUUCCCUUCUUUUGUCUCUCUCAUAUUGGUUAUUAACACCAAAAACACAUCUUUUAUAUCUGUUUCUGUUUUCUCAUUUUCUGUUCGUUUGUGCUAUUAUUGUAAAAUAAUGGUCAUAUCUAAUGGGAUGACAUGAUCAAUUUUAUUGUUGUUCUUUGUGUUUAAAUGUAGAGUGAUUUCUGGUUAGUGUUUAAAGGGCCCAUAUCCUUGAUUUUUAAACUAUAAAUAAUGCACCAUAUUGUUUUUUUUUUUUUUUUUUGUGAAAUUUUGUUCCAUUUUCUCUCUUCUCUGUGUUGGAGCGGUUUAUUUAUUAAUGUCCUUAAAUUGCUUUUCACUUUAUAUUGAGGUAUUUAGAGAUAUAUCAAAAAUGAACUAAUGAUGCAGAUGCUGUUUAUUUUUUUGGUGAUCUACAAUAUUUACACAUCAUUGAGUUCCAUCUAUUAAAUAAAAUACUUUUGAAGACCUUA
Molecule: messenger RNA, 4187 nt
Organism: Astyanax mexicanus (Mexican tetra)
Lineage: Eukaryota; Metazoa; Chordata; Actinopteri; Characiformes; Acestrorhamphidae
Gene: avl9
Product: AVL9 homolog (S. cerevisiase)
Exons: 16
Coding region: 226-2103 (625 amino acids)
Cellular component (GO): cytoplasm
Source: RefSeq, a predicted model, not a curated record